This is a messenger RNA of Ricinus communis (castor bean), 2415 nucleotides long. Its product is annotated as YTH domain-containing protein ECT4. Gene Ontology annotation, molecular function: mRNA binding. Bases 236 to 1912 code for a protein of 558 amino acids. The record is from RefSeq and is a predicted model, not a curated record. NCBI's taxonomy places the organism in Eukaryota, Viridiplantae, Streptophyta, Magnoliopsida, Malpighiales, Euphorbiaceae. Gene Ontology annotation, cellular component: cytoplasm. The transcript is spliced from 9 exons. Gene Ontology annotation, biological process: mRNA destabilization.
UCCUUCUUCUAUUUCCUUCCAUUAAUUUCUCCUCCUCUUCUUCUUCUUUAAUUUAACGACACGUUUUUCUCUCUCUCUCUCGGUUCCCUUCUAAUUUUAGCUUUGUUAUCUUUUUGAUAACAAUCUGCGGUGCUAUAUACGAGGCUGCUUGUAAGGCUGUGUUUGGAUCUUCUUUAUUUUACCACUGCUGCUACUACUACUCUACCAUACCACUGUUGUUGUUAUUGGGGAUUUAAUGGCUGCUGCUCUCUUUCAACAAAACUCUCAACGACCACUUGAAGAAAUGAUGAAGAAUCUUAAAGUUGAAGAUGCUUCUGUGCAACUCAUACAUUCUAGUUUGGUUGGUGGUUCAAAGGAUGGAAGCACAUCAGAUGCAACAUCAUGUAUAUCAUCAGCAGGAGAUGCAUCUGUUAGUGUUAAAGAAAGUGAUGUGGAUAAUGACUCUUUCACAACUGGUCAAAGCUUACCAAGUGCCUGCUAUGGAUAUAUAUAUCCAGGUUGUGAUGGUACUUUUGGAGGGCUGGAGGAACAACCUUAUUAUGUAGCUGGUGAUGGAAUGGACCUUCUUAACUAUCCUGUUAUGCAAGCAGAUAAUGGAUCUUUGAUCUACUUAAUGCCAGGAAUUCAACCAGGCUAUAACCAUUACGAUCAUUUUGUACCAGUAACCUUGUAUGGUGUUGAUGGACAUGUUAGUCAACCAUAUCCACUAAGCGCCGUUGCCUCCCCUGGAUAUAUUCAAACUCCUGUUCUAGUGCAAUCACCCUACCUCUAUGAAUCGCCUGCUCUUUUUGGGGAUGGAGCAUAUGGAAAUUGCUAUGGUGGAAUGCUGGAAAUUCCUGUCUCUAAGUGUACCUUUUCUUCUAGCAAUCAUACCCAUGUACCUCCCCCAGAAACUCUCUCUAGUGGAUCACUGGAUGCCUCAUCUGGCCAUCACAUGAACAACCAGAUAAAAGCAUCAUGCAAGUCUGAUGGACAGCUUGGAGGGUAUUAUCCUUCUGGGAGAUUUCCAUCAUAUGGUCAAGAAAAAGGUGGAGUGCUGUAUACAAAUAGCCCUGAUAAAACAAAUGCGAGGGUUUGGAGCAACAAUGAAAAGCCUAAAGCAAGAAGCAAAAUAAAUAACACUAGCGAUCUUAAUUUGCUCAAUGAACAAAAUUAUGGCCUUAGGACAACAAAUACAAAAGGUUCUUUCAUAGUUGGAGGUAACUCUGUUGGAUCUUUGGCUACUGAUGGGAACGGAAACAGUAACAGCCUAACUUCUGUAACUAGGAGGGAUCAAUAUAACCUUCCUGAUUUUCCAACCAAAUAUGAUCAUGCAUUUUUCUUUGUUAUAAAAUCUUACAGUGAAGAUGACAUUCAUAAGAGCAUCAAGUACAACGUAUGGGCCAGUACCCCUAAUGGAAAUAAGAGACUGGAUACUGCAUAUCGAGAUGCACAGAAAAAAUUCGCAGAAACAGGCAGCAAUUGUCCUGUGUUUCUUUUCUUUUCGGUAAAUGCAAGUGGCCAAUUCUGUGGGGUAGCAGAGAUGAUUGGCGGAGUGGACUUCAACAACAAGAUGGAUUUCUGGCAACAAGACAAGUGGAAUGGUUUUUUCCCAGUCAAGUGGCACAUUAUUAAAGAUGUUCCAAACCCUCAAUUACGACACAUAAUACUUGAGAACAAUGAGAACAAGCCUGUAACUAACAGUAGAGACACACAGGAGGUCAGAGUUCCCCAGGGUAUUGAAAUGUUAAACAUUUUCAAGAACUAUGUUUCUAAAACAUCUAUAUUGGAUGAUUUUGAAUUUUAUGAAAGCCGUCAAAAAGUCAUGCUAGAGAAAAGACUCAGAUCGGUGGUGCCCCAUUUGGAGCAUAAAGAGAAAGCAGAUGAACUAAAUGUGGAAGCAGCUAAAGCUGGUGGCUAUGCAGGAGUGUGAAGGCCUGGUUUCUGUGUUACUGAGGCUCGGCAAUUGCAUAUAAAGCUAUAGGAAACAAAAUUGGUGGCUAUAGCUUCUGGUACAAAUUCCCAUAUUAAUGGAAAUACUGUUCCAGAAAAUUUAAAAAAAUAAAAAGAAAAACGAGAAAGAAUUUGUGUGGGUAAAAGGGAAAAUACAUGAGGACCUUUCAUGGUGAUUGAUGAUUGGAACUUUGAUUUUUUCACAGAUUAGAGAUGAUGGAAUGCUGACGGUGAUGGUAUGUGUUUGUGUAUUAGCAUGAUGAUCUCCACUCAUUCUUAAUGCUAGAUCUAGAUCUUGAUCUCCACUGGUACAAAUUCCCAUAAUAUGUAUUUACCUUUUCUUCCUUUUUUUUUUGGAACUUUGUAGAUCUUGAUAAUUGGAAUUCUGCCAUUACCUACCUUCUUGGGUUUUAUGUUGUGUAGGUGCUGGAUAUUCUCUAAUAUUUUCUCAAAAUACAUAGAAUCCACUGGAAAAUUAAAUUA